Messenger RNA from Caenorhabditis sp. 36 PRJEB53466, 469 nucleotides. Lineage: Eukaryota; Metazoa; Nematoda; Chromadorea; Rhabditida; Rhabditidae. The record is from the annotation of a GenBank genome assembly.
AUGGGAAAGAAGAAAGGAGAUUCGGCGUCGGGAGGAGGAGCGAUCCCCGAAGGAGACUACGAGAAGGGAAAGAAGGUGAGUUGGUGUCUGUACGAUGGCCCGCACUCCCGCCCCGCUUUCAGAUCUUCAAACAGCGUUGCGAGCAGUGCCACGUGGUCAACUCGUUGCAAACGAAGACGGGCCCCACGCUGAACGGAGUGAUCGGGCGCCAGUCGGGACAAGUGCCGGGCUUCGACUACUCGGCGGCCAACAAGAACAAGGGCGUCAUCUGGGACCGACAGACUCUUUUCGAGUACCUCGCCGACCCGAAAAAGUACAUUCCGGGCACUAAGGUAUCAUCUCCAUUCCCUUCGCAUCCUCAUCUCUCUCUCCGUUUCAGAUGGUGUUCGCUGGGCUCAAAAAGGCCGACGAACGGGCCGAUCUCAUCAAGUUCAUCGAAGUGGAGGCGGCGAAGAAGCCGACCGCCUAG